Molecule: messenger RNA, 2017 nt
Organism: Cephus cinctus (wheat stem sawfly)
Lineage: Eukaryota; Metazoa; Arthropoda; Insecta; Hymenoptera; Cephidae
Exons: 1
Coding region: 219-1760 (513 amino acids)
Source: RefSeq, a predicted model, not a curated record
GACCAGUUACUGGCACAUGUCCCCCAUUGGGGAUACAGCUAUAAGGAAAAGGAAGGAAGGAACAUCAAUUGAACCAUAAGGAAGGAAGGAGCAUCGAGUGCGGUAUUAUUUCGAUGUUAAAAUAUUGCAUGCUCUGACAAGAGGAUGAAAGAAGACGAAAAUUUUGAUUAACUGUCAAAUAACACUGAUGAGAAUGUUAUACAUACAAGUGAAUUAAGAUGUACGUGGAAGAGGAAGAAGAUUUCGCACCGAAAAACUUUCUUAUUUUCAAUCAUUAUGGAAAAGAUACACUUUUCUUCUGGGACAACGAAAAACUAGUUGUGUGUCCAUAUGGGGAAGCAGAUACUAAACAUACGCUGAAAACCCCAGAUUCCAUAAAGACUCUUAAAUGUUUUGGACAGAGAGUUUUUGUAAUUUGUCAACCGACGGGUAUUUAUAAAUUAUCCAAAGACAUGAAAUUGCUUGUGUUGAGUGAAAAUGGUAUAGAACUAGCUGAUGAGUUUUACAAUGUAUUCUACCCCAGAUCUGGUAUUAUGUACCUAUUUGACAAAAAAGAGAAACGUGAAAGAGAUCUGUUACCUUUAUCUACUUCAGUGCCAUCAAGUACGGUACACAGUUUUGCAUUGAAUUCGUACGAUACAAAACAUGAUUUGCGUGAAGCUAUAUUUGGUGAUAGUGAGUUUGAGCCUACAGACAAUUUAUGUGUAUUUGUAUAUGAUAAGAGAAUUUUCAAAUUAUGCAAAAACAGCAUUAAUUUAAUUUAUUGCAGCCAACAGACGGUUACUGAUAUAGUUCCUUGGAAAAGUAUGGAAAAGACUUGUGGCUUAAUAUUCCUUGCACAGACUGAGUACGUGAUAUUUAUGUACACUAAAAAUCAGGAGAUAGUAUUUGAAAAAGCUAAUCUGGGAACCAAUAUUCAUAGUCUUUGUGCAUUCCCUCACGAUGGAUCAUUAAACAUCAUUUACUGUGAUGAAAUGGAAACAUAUAUCACAAAGAAAAUUUUUGGUUCAGAGCAGUUGGAACAUGAUAUUUUUGUGAACCAAUAUUUUUUAUGCUUUCAAGUCUUCAAAGAAAAACUUCUAGCUUUGACACCAGCAAAAGUACUUUUAGAACGGUCUUUGAUCCUAGAUUUCACAGAAGAUAUGGAUCAGGAACAAGAGGAAUUCGUAGAACUAAAUUGUAAUAUGCUUUCCAACACAGAAGAGAUUGUUGAUAAGAUCUGCGAGGACUCUAAAAUUUUACAAAAACUAGAUCUUGAGUUGCAAGCAGAAGAGGAUAAAAAUCAGAGAUUAAAUCUCUAUGCUCACCAGAAAAAAUUUCAAUAUCAACCCAAGAUGAAUGUUAAGCAUAUUGCAGGCAAAGUAUUUCUAUCAGCUGACUUUGCCAAUAUAUUCCCUAAGAAUUCUUGGGUCUAUCUAAACCUAAUAAACGACGGGAAGAAAGUGACUUGUGGAAAACUGAUUAAGGAAUUUGAAACUGUGCUGGAAAUGUUAAUACCUGAAGAGUUUAUAUCAGACUCCUUAGAUAUCACAGUGGAUCUAGUAACACACACUAAUGAGGGACAGCCAUGGUGCCUAAUAAAAAAUUGUUUAAAGGAUUCACCACCGAAGAAGAAAAAGGAAGGUUUAAAGUUGAAUAAAAUUAGUUUUAUAGAAUCUAAAUUAGCAACUUUACGUAAAUUGCAAUCUGAAGAUUGUUUGGACAUUGAAAAACUAUCAGAGAUAAAGAAAAGUGUUCGCAAGGAAAUAAAUAAUUCCUAAUAUUUAUAUUAUGUGUAUAUAUUAUAUUAUAUUAUAAUAUCUUAAGAUAUAUAUAUAUAUAUAUAUAUAUAUAUAUCUUUAAGAACUAAAUUCCGUGAAAAUGUUUCUGAAUUAACAAUAUUUAAUUGGACCACAUUACCAAAGAUUAAUCACCUAUUAAAAAUGUGCAUGUAUUGCUGCUUCCUUUUCAAAUUUCGUCUGUGGCAAAGAAUUUUUUUUCUUCAUAAAUAACGAACGCCGUCACGGCCACGAUAUAA